CGGAGCUGAGAAGACAGAGAGAUGGGUGACAGGCCCCUGGGCAGACGUUCCUGAUUAUCCCCCCGCGACAACUUGUAGCCUCAUGUCGAGCAGCGGAGCGGGUCCUGAGCAGAACCGGCAGGCGUCAGAAGCGGACGCCACCACUACAACCUUCCUGGCAAGAGAGCAUCAGCAUAUCCGCUACAACCCGCUACAGGAUGAGUGGGUGCUGGUGUCAGCUCACCGUAUGAAGAGGCCCUGGCAGGGGCAAGUAGAGCCCUCGCUUUUGAAAACAGUGCCCCGCCAUGACCCCCACAACCCUCUGUGUCCUGGGGCCACACGGGCCAAUGGAGAGGUGAAUCCCCACUAUGAUGGCACUUUCCUGUUUGACAAUGACUUCCCAGCUCUGCAGCCUGAUGCCCCCAAUCCAGGACCCAGUGAUCACCCUCUUUUCCAGGCAGAGGCUGCUCGAGGAGUUUGUAAGGUCCUGUGCUUCCACCCUUGGUCUGAUAUGACGCUGCCACUCAUGUCAGUUCCUGAGAUCCGUGCUGUUGUGGAUGUGUGGGCCACAGUCACAGAAGAGCUGGGUGCCCAGUACCCUUGGGUGCAGAUCUUUGAAAACAAAGGAGCCAUGAUGGGCUGUUCCAACCCCCACCCCCACUGCCAGGUGUGGGCCAGCAGUUUCCUGCCAGAUAUUGCCCAGCGUGAGGAGCGAUCUCAGCGGGCCUAUCAGAAUCAGCAUGGAGAACCUCUGCUGAUGAAGUAUGUCCACCAGGAGCUGCUCAGGAAGGAACGUCUGGUCCUAACCAGUGAGCACUGGUUGGUGCUGGUCCCCUUCUGGGCAGUGUGGCCCUUCCAGACACUGCUGCUGCCCCGUCGGCAUGUGCGGCGCCUGCCUGAGCUGACCCCUGCUGAGCGUGAUGAUCUAGCCUUCAUCAUGAAGAAGCUCUUGACGAAAUACGACAACCUGUUUGAGACCUCCUUUCCCUACACCAUGGGCUGGCACGGGGCUCCCACGGGAUCAGAGGCCGAAGCCAGCUGGGACCACUGGCAGCUGCAUGCUCAUUACUACCCUCCGCUCCUGCGCUCUGCCACUGUCCGGAAAUUUAUGGUUGGCUACGAAAUGCUUGCCCAGGCUCAGAGGGACCUCACCCCUGAGCAGGCUGCGGAGAGACUGAGAGCACUUCCUGAGGUUCAUUACAGCCUGGGGCCAAAGGACAGGGAGACAGCAGCCAUCUCCUGACCACGCUGACCCCAGGGCCUUUUGCCUGAGAGUACCAGGGCCUAGGGUUUGGGCAGAUGUGGGGGGUCAAUAAAACUGUACUUCUCAAACUUUAAUCACAAAUUCUAACGCCAGAGCAAUGUGAUCUCUAACCCUCAGAGGUCUGGGGUUAAAGGCAGAAGGCACAGCUCCAGCCACAACUUUUCUUUGCCUAUGGAUGUGCAAAAACUUAAGGAUACCAAAAUUCUCCCCUAAAUCUCUGAACAAAAUUAAUACUCAGUAUUAUGUCUGGCCUAUAGAUUCUCUUACUUCUGGAGUAACAAAGUCAUCUCAGUUUAAGAAACUGAUUAAAAAUCUUGUGUUUUUGUAUGUGGCUGAGGCUUUGGGAAAGUAAGAGCCCCCCCUUGCCACCGCCCCUAGGGUGUCCGCUCACUAAGUUUGGGCCUGAAGUUUUGGUGGGGAGCUGGUAGCAGAAUCCUGGUCCCAGUGGUCAGUGGCCAGAUCCUGGGCUGCUGGCCAGAACCCUGGCUUUGUGAGUGGCUGCAGCUUGGCUCUGCUCCAGCCCACAGGGGCUGAAGGGGUGGGUAGAGAAUGUGUACACGGCUUUGUGUUCUUGGCUUCUCCAGACUCCCAACAUGUAGCAUGUAUGUGCAGGCUCUGUACACCUCUGUUGUUCCUGUGCCCUAAUCAUUGCAUGGGGCCAAAAACAGCUCCGGCAGGGAUGGGGCCGUCAAAGUUAGGAGUCACAGGGUCUGGAAGGACAAGAUGUUUUCUGGAGUGACCGACCCUAGGUCUGUCCCCUCCUCUCUGGCCCUGUUUCCCCAGCAAGACUGUGUAACCAGCAACACUGUGUAACCGUGUGGGAACAACAGGCCAUGCAACCCAGGAGAUGUGAUGCCGUCCAAAGCUUUAAGUGAAGACAGGGCUUGUGAACAAUGCAAGGAUGGCCAGAACGCUUUUCAUCUCCAUUCUUCUCUCAAGGGAACUGGGAGGGAAAAUCACACCAAGGGCGGACAAUGAUGACCUGGCCCAGGAGAACCUUGGCUAUCUUCCUUCUUGCCCAGGGUUCUUUCUUCCUUGAGACCCUGGAGGGGAAGAGUCUGGGACUUGGAGUGUUGCUCUGGUCUGGAAGGAGCUCAGAUAGACAUGGUACACAUCUCCCUUAAGCUCCCAGUCACUGGGGAAUGGAUGAGAACACUGGAUAGGUAGCUGGUUUCUUAAGGAGCACACGCGCAAGCACACACCCACACACACACCCCUACCUACCUACCUACAUACCUGACCCUAUACUUUUGAUUGGGCUGCAUUUUUUAAUCAUCUGGGGAGUUUUAAACAAUACUGAUGCUUAGA
This is a messenger RNA of Hipposideros armiger (great roundleaf bat), 2551 nucleotides long. RefSeq names its product galactose-1-phosphate uridylyltransferase (gene GALT). NCBI's taxonomy places the organism in Eukaryota, Metazoa, Chordata, Mammalia, Chiroptera, Hipposideridae. Gene Ontology annotation, biological process: beta-D-galactose catabolic process via UDP-galactose, Leloir pathway. The transcript has 11 exons. Gene Ontology annotation, cellular component: cytoplasm. Gene Ontology annotation, molecular function: zinc ion binding; UDP-glucose:hexose-1-phosphate uridylyltransferase activity. The record is from RefSeq and is a predicted model, not a curated record. The coding region runs from base 83 to 1222 and encodes 379 amino acids.